CUCGCCAUCAGGUGUCCCGUAAUGUCGUUUGUCCGUCGAAACAUGUCCCGAAUAGCUGCAAUCCGUUCGAAUCCGGUGGCUUCUAGUAGCCGUGCUGGAUCGUCUAGCUCCACCUCUGGACGGCAGCAACAUCACCAACGGUUCGAAGAUCACCAUACGAUGUUUGGAACGACGAUCGGCGAUAUCGAGACGGUGGGAUUCGAGCGGAUCGGAACGACUCAUGCUUCGUGGAUACAGCUGAUAUUUUCUAUGAUCCUGACGAUGACGGGAUUCAUAUUCGCUUAUCAUGGCUGUUACAGUGGAAACGAAUGUCCAGGGUACUACAUGGUGCUGUAUCUGAGGGCCCUGUUCUGGUUGGCCACCUACGUCAUUCAUCUCUACAUGAAGAGCAAACACAAUCGAUUGAAGCUCUUGGGGUAUCACAAAUUUCUUCGCAUAACUCAUAGGCAGAAGAAGGCCCCGCUUCAAUUGGUGUCGCUGUCGAAUCUGCUGAUUCUGACGAUCCACACUAUCAUCCUGGAGCUCUACGGGACCAAUUUCAUCAACGACUGCUACGUGAAAGGCCUGUCGUUGACCUUGUUUCUCAGUAUUUGGUGUCUCGUCGAAUGUAUGAUUCUGACCUACAUUCAUGUUACGUAUUUCGUCAAAGUACGUGUCUUCAACACAAUGCGGAGUCCACCGGACGCCCUGACUUCAGCAGAAAUACGUCGCAAUGCGCAUCACCGGGUGUCCGCCGAGGAAUUGAUCAACCAGCAGUUUCUGAUGAUUGUCAAAAUGAUGGACGACAACCGCCAUCUGCAGGACAAAAUCCGCGAAGUUCGCGCUGCGGCGCAUCUCAUCAACAGCGAGUCGACGCAUCUCUCGAUGGCCGAGCAAUCCCUGUUGGGAUUCUGAGUGAUUCGUUGUUUUCUUAUGCUUGUAAAAUUGUUUGUUUGACAACAAAAACGUUGGGGUUUCUUUUUGUUUUCUUUCCAUAUUAAACUUGAGGUUUUUCACGCGU
Aedes aegypti (yellow fever mosquito) is the source of this 1000-nucleotide messenger RNA. RefSeq lists its product as uncharacterized. NCBI's taxonomy places the organism in Eukaryota, Metazoa, Arthropoda, Insecta, Diptera, Culicidae. Gene Ontology annotation, cellular component: lysosomal membrane; late endosome. Bases 22 to 894 code for a protein of 290 amino acids. The record is from RefSeq and is a predicted model, not a curated record. The transcript has 4 exons.